CGCGGAAGCGAGUCCCCAAAUUAGCAUGACAGACAACAAGAGCAGUUUGCCGCCUUCGUUCGCGUUGCUUGAAAUGUCGUUUUCGGCGUCAUGGUAGUCGUCUUUCUCAUCCACACCGUGUGCCCGAUCGGGGCGCUCGCUCCCGGGGAGAGCCGGGUGCUCUACUCUCGCGUUUUCGGACCGGACGAGACGCUCUUCUUCCAGGGCGGGAAGCGUCAGCUCAACGCUGAGGAGAGGCGACUGUUGUCGGCCGAGAAGCUCGCCGUGGUGGCCCGGCAGGUCCAGAGCGCCGUCUCGCUCCGCCGAGAGGCCUCAGGGCGCCCGCCGAUGGAGGCUUUGCCCGGCGAGGAGACCCUGGCCCUGCAGGAGGCCGACAGCGGCGUCCUGAGGCUGCGCUGCGGCGACCCCUACUGGCAGGAGGUCAGCGCGCUCUGGUUGGCCGUCAACUCUUUGUCCUUUGUGAUGCUGUGUGAGCCCCACGAGAACUUGCUGCUGGCCGAGGGAACGCUCCGGAACCUCGCCAGGCACUGCCUGGAGCACCUGCACAUGCUGGGACAGGGCAGCGAGGUGCUGUUGAAGAGCAGCCGGGUGGAUGUCCUACUGAGUCGGCUUCUUCCUCACGGCCAGCUCGUCUUCCUCAACCAUCGCUUCGCUCAAAGUCUGGAGAAGGACGUGGCCGCCUACAUGAACAAGUGACCUCCAGUGGACAGAUGUUGGACGUCUUUGUUUCUGAAACGGAAUUGUCUUUAUUCUCCACGGUGUUAUGAAGAGAAAUUCUGUGACUAUUCUAA
Molecule: messenger RNA, 791 nt
Organism: Hippocampus zosterae (dwarf seahorse)
Lineage: Eukaryota; Metazoa; Chordata; Actinopteri; Syngnathiformes; Syngnathidae
Gene: ap5s1
Product: adaptor related protein complex 5 subunit sigma 1
Exons: 3
Coding region: 91-696 (201 amino acids)
Biological process (GO): endosomal transport; double-strand break repair via homologous recombination
Cellular component (GO): cytosol; AP-type membrane coat adaptor complex; late endosome
Source: RefSeq, a predicted model, not a curated record